Messenger RNA from Astyanax mexicanus (Mexican tetra), 1339 nucleotides. RefSeq names its product unconventional SNARE in the ER 1 homolog (S. cerevisiae) (gene use1). Gene Ontology annotation, biological process: retrograde vesicle-mediated transport, Golgi to endoplasmic reticulum. Gene Ontology annotation, molecular function: SNAP receptor activity. The coding region runs from base 43 to 846 and encodes 267 amino acids. The record is from RefSeq and is a predicted model, not a curated record. Lineage: Eukaryota; Metazoa; Chordata; Actinopteri; Characiformes; Acestrorhamphidae. Gene Ontology annotation, cellular component: endoplasmic reticulum; SNARE complex. The transcript has 9 exons.
CUAACUAGCUGUGCAGUGUGUAACGCAGACAGAUAGCGAGACAUGACUUCUGUCAUGGCGGCGUCCAGACUGGAGAUCAACUUUGUGCGGCUGCUGGCGGAGAGCGAGAGCAGAGCGGGGGAGAAGAGAGACCGAGACCGGGGCCAGGAGAGCUGGAGACUCGAACAGUAUGUUGCUGCUCUGGAAGAGAUGCUAGUGGCUCUAAAGAAGAGUCCAAGCAAACCCUCUGCAGAGAUGUUAACGGACUACACUCGUAAAGUGGACUUCCUCAAAGGCCUUAUAGAGGCAGAGAAACUGUCUUCAGCAACAGAGAAAGCUUUAGCUAAUCAGUUUCUGGCCCCUGGCCGGACGCCUACAAUCGCCACAGAGCGGAUGCCGGCCUCUAAGACUGUCCACAUGCAGAGUAAAGCGCGGUGCACAGGGGAGAUGCGCUCAGAGCUGUUGGGCAUUGCGUCCUCAAGUACUGGUUCAUCUGACACAGAACUCAGACACAGAAGUCGGAGUGUUCCUGUAGAUGAGGGGCAGAGUGCAGCAGAGCUGGAUGCAGUGCUUCAGCAUCACAACAACCUGCAGGAGAAACUGGCAGAAGACAUGCUGAACCUCGCACGCAACCUCAAAAACAACACCCUCGCUGCCCAGAACAUCAUCAAACAGGACAACCAGACUCUGACUCAGUCGAUGAGGCAGGCCGACAUGAACUUCGAGAAGCUGAAGUUGGAGUCGGAGCGUCUGGAGCAGCACGCCAAAAAAUCUGUCAACUGGUUUUUCUGGCUGAUGCUGAUUUUAGUCUCCUUUACCUUCAUCAGCAUGAUUCUGUUCAUACGGCUUUUCCCCAGACUUAGAUGAUGCAGCAUAUUUGUGUGUGUGUGUGUUUUUUGCACGAGUCAUAUCCGACUCAAACAGUAGGUUUAACAUGCAGGCGCCUCUGAAGGAUUAGACUGGUUGGAAAUGGGGCUGAAUGAUUUGGACUGAAACCACAUAUUGCUAUUAUCUCACUACACUUUACAGUUAUUAUAAAAAAAAAAGUUAAAGAUUGGCCUGCGUUGUUCUGACUGAAAGUAUCCACUUUUGUUGGAGCACAUGAACACCGCAAAGCUCUUUGGGAGCUGUGAUUGGUCAGAUUGCUCACAGCACAUAAUAAAACACUGUGAUUGGUUAGAGGGCUCAUUUACAAAAUGCAGUAUUGUAAAAACUCAUAACUCAUCACUGUUAUGAAAAGCCUUGUAUAUCUGUAAUUACGGGAAAAUGUUCAAAUAUAUAGUAUGUGUCAUACAAAAACCUUGUAUCUCCAAAAUGUCGAAAAAUCUUUUUAAAUUUGAAUGGAUGUCAGUGUACAGUA